Messenger RNA from Sturnus vulgaris (Common starling), 1395 nucleotides. RefSeq names its product tubulin alpha like 3 (gene TUBAL3). NCBI's taxonomy places the organism in Eukaryota, Metazoa, Chordata, Aves, Passeriformes, Sturnidae. Gene Ontology annotation, biological process: microtubule-based process. Gene Ontology annotation, molecular function: GTP binding; structural constituent of cytoskeleton. Gene Ontology annotation, cellular component: microtubule. The record is from RefSeq and is a predicted model, not a curated record.
GAGUGCAUUUCCAUCCACAUCGGGCAGGCCGGGGUGCAGAUGGGCAAUGCCUGCUGGGAGCUCUACUGCCUGGAGCACGGCAUCCAGGCUGAUGGCACCAUUCCUGCUUCCAAGCAGGUGAAAUCCAUGGAUCCCAACUCUGAGCAAGUGGAUUCCUCCUUUGAGACCUUCUUCUGUGAGACAGCAUCUGGCAAACACGUGCCCCGGGCAGUGUUCAUAGACCUGGAGCCCACUGUCAUUGAUGAGAUCAGGACUGGCACCUACCACGGGCUUUUCCACCCAGAGCAGCUCAUCAGUGGCAAAGAGGACGCUGCCAACAACUACGCCCGUGGCCACUACACCAUCGGCAAGGAAAUCAUCGACACCGUGCUCAGCAGGAUCCGCAAAAUGGCUGACCAGUGCAGUGGCCUCCAAGGCUUCCUGGUGUUCCACAGCUUCGGGGGAGGCACCGGCUCCGGCUUCACCUCGCUGCUGAUGGAGCGGCUCUCGGUGGAGUACAGCAAGAAAUCCAAGCUGGAAUUCUCGGUGUACCCGGCCCCUCAGGUGUCCACGGCCGUGGUGGAGCCUUACAACUCCAUCCUGACCACGCACACCACGCUGGAGCACUCGGACUGCUCCUUCAUGGUGGACAACGAGGCCAUCUACGACAUCUGCCACCGCAACCUGGACAUCGAGCGGCCCACCUACACCAACCUGAACCGCCUCAUCGGCCAGAUCGUGUCGUCGGUCACGGCCUCGCUGCGCUUCAACGGCGCCCUCAACGUGGACCUCAUCGAGUUCCAGACCAACCUGGUGCCUUACCCACGCAUCCACUUCCCUCUCACCACCUACGCUCCCAUCGUGUCGGCCGAGAAGGCGUACCACGAGCAGCUCUCCGUGCCCGAGAUCACCAACGCCUGCUUCGACUUCUCCAACCAGAUGGUGAAGUGUGACCCUCGGCGUGGCAAGUACAUGGCGUGCUGCCUGCUGUACCGCGGCGACGUCGUGCCCAAGGACGUCAACGCCGCCAUCGCCGCCAUCAAGACGCGCCGCUCCAUCCAGUUCGUGGAUUGGUGCCCCACUGGUUUCAAGGUGGGUAUCAACUACCAGCCACCCACCGUGGUGCCAGGUGGGGACCUGGCCAAGGUGCAGAGGGCCGUGUGCAUGCUGAGCAACACCACGGCCAUCGCCGAGGCCUGGGCGCGCCUGGACCAUAAGUUUGACCUGAUGUACGCCAAGAGGGCCUUCGUGCACUGGUACGUGGGGGAGGGAAUGGAGGAAGGGGAGUUCUCCGAGGCCAGGGAGGACCUGGCGGCCCUGGAGAAGGAUUAUGAGGAGGUUGGAAGGGACUCUGCAGAUGGAGAGGAGGAUGAGGGUGAUGAGGAUGAGUAUUGACAAAGUGCAGCCUGGCCUUGU